This is a messenger RNA of Carassius auratus (goldfish), 950 nucleotides long. RefSeq names its product histone H2A-like. The transcript has a single exon. Gene Ontology annotation, cellular component: nucleosome. NCBI's taxonomy places the organism in Eukaryota, Metazoa, Chordata, Actinopteri, Cypriniformes, Cyprinidae. The record is from RefSeq and is a predicted model, not a curated record. Bases 312 to 698 code for a protein of 128 amino acids. Gene Ontology annotation, molecular function: protein heterodimerization activity; structural constituent of chromatin; DNA binding.
AUUGAUCUAAAUUUAAUUAGGUUAAAAACAAUAUAGAUCAAUGCAUUGACGACUAUUUUGAAAUAGUUUAGCACACACUUAGCAUUUCUUGAAUAUUUUCUGUCGUGUUGUUUCUUAAAGCUGUACAAUCCGCGCGCCGACUGUGGAGGCGUGGCUUUGGAGGGCGGUGUUGGAGGGAAGUUCAGUGAUUGGUUUGAAAUCUUACAGACUCUAAACCAAUGAGCGACUCGCAGGCUCUUUUAAAUACAGCAGAGCGGAGUUCAUUUUAUCACUGUCUGUAUUUCUAACGUAGAAAUAUCAUACUCUUAACGAUGAGCGGAAGAGGCAAAACUGGCGGCAAAGCAAGAGCGAAGGCCAAGACUCGCUCUUCCAGAGCAGGACUGCAGUUCCCCGUCGGUCGUGUUCACAGACUUCUCCGUAAAGGAAACUACGCAGAGCGCGUCGGUGCCGGAGCUCCCGUCUAUCUGGCGGCUGUGCUCGAGUAUCUGACCGCUGAGAUCCUGGAGUUGGCUGGAAACGCCGCGAGAGACAACAAGAAGACCCGCAUCAUCCCCCGUCACCUGCAGCUGGCGGUGCGCAACGACGAGGAGCUCAACAAACUCCUGGGUCGAGUGACCAUCGCUCAGGGCGGUGUGCUGCCCAACAUCCAGGCCGUGCUGCUGCCCAAGAAGACCGAGAAACCCGCCAAAGCCAAGUAGACACAUUCAACUCGGUUUCUCAAACAAAAAGGCUCUUUUAAGAGCCACCCAUUUCAUCUCCGAGAGAGCACUUUUCUAGUUGUACAAUUUGUUCGUAAAUGACAAGUGUAUGCAACCAAAAAAUAAAAAAAAGUCACACUUAUAACACUGUUACUAUGGCCAAAGCCAAGUAAACCGAGUCCGUUCCGUUUCUGAAACAGGCUCUUUUAAGAGCCACCCAUUUUGUCUCAUUGAGCGCGCGUUUACUUAUUU